CCUUCCUUCCUUCCUUCCUUCCUCUACCCUUCCUUCAAUGUCUCCCUUCUCAUCACUUCACAAUCACUGAACGUUGCUUCUGUUCGUCUACGCAAGAACGCACGCUACGUGAAUCAAGAAGAUGGGCUUUUUUGCCGUUACAAAGUCUCCAAAGGACGCAGCUGAACGAGACUGGACGAUAGGCAUACCAAAGCUGCACAACCCUAUUCAGCGGAAACGCCCUGAGGUGGCCGGUUUCCGGUGCAAAACAGAAGGCGAAACCAACAAUUCCUGAUUUCCCGUUGAUCUUUGCUCUCCAGCAAGAGAACCAACUGAGCCAGAGACUCGCUCCCAAACAAGAUCAGCAGUCGAAAUUCUUGGUUUCAUGGUCGAAAUAACGACGCGAAAUCAAGUAUCACUCACUAUCUUGCUAUUUCUACCUGUCAUCCUGGGCAGUUUCAACACUCUGAUUAGGUCCUUGGGUGAGUAUCGCUCAGAAAGCUAUAAAAAGUGGCAGUCACAGUGAAGGAGGCUUCAGCAUCCCAAAACGGCAAAAUGACUUGAGGACAGAUUAUAGCGUGUUUCGAUAUCCAAGCGUAAUAUUUCACCCCUCUCCACCGUGCCGCGAUAGGACAUGAGUUUGAAAUCAAUUCGCUGGCUCAUGCACAUCUUAAAAUACUGUACUCCACUGAGCUUACGUUUUCAUGAUACAGGGAGAAGAGGAAGCAGUGCGACAUCAACAUAGACAGGGCAUUUCCUAGAGGCCUCUGAUUCGUCAAGUACUAUGCAGAGAUGGUACGGAAGACGAAAAUUUUUUCGCUCUCGUUAGUCGUACUCAUCCAUGUUAGAAGUGUCUGACGAAGUCAAACGGAUGGGCUCAAUGCUUUUUAUCUUCGAUAGCUGAAAAUGUACCACUCACACAGACUCUGAUUCCCAAAUCCCGGUUACAGUCCGAAACGAGCAGGAUGGGUAGGGUACCGUACUUUGUUUUCGAGAAUCGCGCUUAGAAGGAUUUCCCACCGUCCUCUCGAUACAUUUACUGUAAGAAAUGACACGGAUGAAGUAGGUAAGCUUAGCGGCUUUAGCCAACUCGGGAGAUGUGGUUUCACCGUUGGGAAUCCAGGUCAUGUGUCUGUCACCCGAAAAAGUCCAGUAGGUAGCGUUUUUAGAAGAACGAGGAAUUCGAGCUACGAGGUGAUAAAUCCCUUGUCGCGGUCGUACAGUGCGUACACCUGUACUUAUUUCAAACGGCGGGAAACACCAAAUAAAUUCACAAUUCCGAAGAUUACCCGAUAUUAUUGGUAAAUGAUUGUGGGAAUGUGCUUCGUCUGCCUGGCUGCGCGGACUUCAGGGAAUGCAUGUCCAGUCUAGCGAGACGUAUGACCAAAUGAUAUGACGGAAGGGUUGCUUGGAGAAGGCGUAGACAUUCGCCUUCAGGAUCAAGGUGUUCUUGCGUACGCCAAAAAAGUUGUCACGACAAACAUUCCUCACGACGACGAAACCAGAAGUACAUUACCAAUUGAGACCUCCUCGUCUUUAGUCUCCCUGCGUUAGCGUUGGCACAUCCAUAGUGACAUUGAAAGGGCUUGGAACACCUACUGCUCAAUGCAGCACCCUGCAAUGCCUGCCGUACAGCCGAAAAUGACAAACCGACAUCGCAGCAUUUUCUAGCAAAGGGAUCACAUCCCGCUUUAGGAACCGGUCACAAUUGACCUAGAGACUCAUGGGUGUUCUCAGGAGUUACUGUAACAACCGCACAGCCCACAUAGAGAUCGGGCUCAGUCUCGCCAGGCCUCCAAUCUCUUCACUAUUAAAAGCGGCUUCCCGAAGCAUCGGCCUCAUGGAAGUCAGUCAUUCCCCUCCGAUUGUUGGAACUCACACGCACACCUCUCGACCGCGGUUCCUUUCCUGGAGCAGAUAUGGAUUCUUCCGUCUAUUCUGGUACAACCACUGACAGCUUGAAAGAGCUUUGGCAUUCGUUCGAGCGAGCAUGCAUGGAGUCUCUCGCCGAGCCGCCGACAGACAUCGUAGACAGAGUGGCUGCUACCCUUGAAGACGCUAUAUGCUGGCUACGCUCCCAUAGUCCCCAGGUUUUCCUGCCACAACACAGAGGCUACAGCGACGGCCAUCAACCCUCGAGGAUUGAAUCGCCACAGCUGCCUUCAUUAUGUGAGAAGCAGAUCGUCUCGACUUCAGCCGGAUGGCUUCCUGUUCCUGCCGGAUCACCUUUGAGGCGGCGUUCACGGGCUCCAUGGACGAGAUUGGCCCUCGGAUGUCGGAAGGGUCGAGGUUGCACCAGCCAGAAGAAGUUCUGCUGAGACGAGAAAUUAUCCAAGAAUCCUCCGAAACAGGUGGACGCCCAGCCCCACGAGAAGAUGUUCGCAUGAUUCAAGGCUGUCGGGCAAGCACGCGAGUAUUGACACCCUCAAUCACGCGCAAUUCAGGACCACCUGAUGCUAGAGAUGGCGAGGUGCCUCUCACGACGGGAAGCUGUGACGCGGCUGGCAAAGCACGUGAAGCUCACGCCCGCUGCCAUUCCGGUGGCAGUCCCAUUCUGGCUGGACCGAAUGCGGAGCAAGUGUGCUCAACGGGAGUAGAACAACCGGGUCGGUCACCUCGGAAUGCCGCCUGUAUCGUGCCGCAACCAGAAGAUGCGGAGAUGUCCCUGAGUGAAGAGAUUGACGAUUAUGACGGCAGCGGGUCCGAAGAAGAGGAGGAGCGCGGCACACGUUACGUGAAUGGGAGGAAAAGAACAUGUGCAAAUCAGACUAUUCACUCACCACUAAAGACAGUGAAGGUGGAGCACACUCCUGAAGCGUUGGCUGAGCGUUUCGGGACGAACGAUCAGGGUGCGUUCAUCUCAACCCUGAGAAAGGAGUGGCGAGAGAUUACUUCUUCGCAGCUAUUACCGGAAAAGGACACGACUGCGCUGAUUGGCAAGCUCCGAUGCCAAGACAUACCAAGCUUUGUCAACUUUGUCCUACAACAUGGUCGUCAACUGGAAAAGAACUCCCUCCGAGGUGAAGUUCAGAGCUUGAAGAAUCGAAUGGACUAUGCCCAUUACUAUAAGCUCUAUGCGGCCGCCUCCAACGAUACCCGGAAAGACGCAGACUCGUCCUUCUUGCCCUGGAUGCGGGAGUGGUAUCGACAACGUAACAGAUCAUGGGCCCUACCGAUGGGGCGAGGCAAGGGUGUGGCUACAGUGGUCAUGGAUUGUCUUGUCGACCUCCAUCUGUCAGAUCCAAGAUUUAAGGGCGUGCCCCCGCGAAGGAUGAGGGAUAGAGUGAAACAAUGGCGUGCCCUUGGGGAGUUGUGGUCCAAGCUGAUCGAAGGCUUUGGACCUGGCAUCUUACUCUUGGCCCCUUCCUCUGAGCCCGAAUAUCGGUAAGGCCGUCGCCUUUUUUACAUACUGCACGAGUCGACGAAAUUCCGAGCGAGUUCGCUGACCUGUGGACCACAUCACAGAUACUGCUUCAGUGAGCACGCACGGAAAGCCUUCCUAAGAGCUCUAACCCAGCGGCGGACUGCCUUCGACGCAAUUUUAUCUGAAGCUAACCAAUUCAUGAACGAAAAGUUUCGCCACCAAUUUGUACCUGUCUCUAUAGACACAUCGUUCUCAAGUUUUCCAACAAUCACAGACGAUGGACAAAGGCAUCAGCAGGAUGGAUAGAAGAGAACUUUGAGCCCUGCUUGGAGGUCGGCUCUGAAAUCGCAGGUAAGAUUUUGGGGUCUCCUCACAGUUGGACAUCGCACCAUAGCCACUGCACGAUAGAUCUCGUUUUAACUUCUGCGUACUCGAGGCCGAUCACAGGCUCCUGUAGAUAAAGAACGAAUGUUACUGUAAACACAAAGCCAACUAGACAAAGUAUUCAAUUCUACAGUACAUUUGGCAACCGCUGCCGAGUCUACAACCAUUUACCUAGAGCCAGACGCAGAUUCGCAGUCAGCAGCCGAAAAAUUCAC
Exophiala oligosperma is the source of this 3942-nucleotide messenger RNA. RefSeq lists its product as hypothetical. NCBI's taxonomy places the organism in Eukaryota, Fungi, Ascomycota, Eurotiomycetes, Chaetothyriales, Herpotrichiellaceae. Bases 2180 to 3367 code for a protein of 395 amino acids. The record is from RefSeq and is a predicted model, not a curated record. The transcript has 3 exons.